GGGGUCAGUAAAAUUUUAUUUUAGUGGGGAAUAAGCUACUAAGAUGAGUUAUAUGCUGCGGAGUGACCCCAUGACACAGUGCGACAUGUUCCUGCCGCCGGACGUUGCCUUCAUGGUACUUUCUAAUCUCGGCGAAAUGGAGUGCGUGCAGUUUACCGAUUUGAAUGAAGAACUCAAUGCUUUCCAGCGCGCGUACGUGCUAGAAAUAUGUCGCAUAGCCGAAAUUGAUCGAAAACUGCGCUACAUCAGCGACAAGAUGCGAGAUGAUGCUAUUUACGUACCAAAACUACAUGACAAUCCUCCUGCUCUUGAGCUUCAUGAAACAAAUACUUACGAGACCGUCAUUGAAAAAUGGGAAAGAGUUGUUGUAGAGAUGUCCGCGAGCGUGACAACUAUGAAUAAAACUUACGCAGAACUGACCGAAAUGUAUUACACGUUGUAUAGCGUCUCGCUCAUGAUUGGCAAUGCGGACCUGCAGACAGCUAACCUGGGGGCAAUCAGGCAAGCGGCCGUAAAUUUUAGUACAGGCGGCAAAGUAAGUCACCACGCAGCUGAUGAUAGCGGAGCUCGGCUCACGGUGAUCACCGGGCUCGUGCAGCGCAAGCGCUCGUACUGCUUCCAGCUCAUGUUGUGGCGACUCUCGCACGGCUGCGCCUUCUACAAGCAGUCAGAUGAUGAUCAAAUAUUUCAAGAUCCCAUGAAUAAUACUGACGUCCGCAAGGUGGCCUUUCUAUUAGUUACCCAAGGAGAGGAGCUCGGUGCCCGCAUGAAGAAGGUGUGCGAUGGGUUCCGGUGCGACCUGUACCCGCUGCCACCCACCUCCUCGGCGAGGAUGGAAGCCGAAGCACUACUUAAUACGAAGAUUGUAGAUCUAUCUUUGGUUUUAAAAGAAACUAAGUUUCACCGUUGCAUGGUAAUGCGCACGAUGGCCAAGUCUUAUCCAACAUAUCUGUUGAGACUCAGAAAGGCAAAAGCAAUAUAUCAUGUUAUGAAUUUUUUUACCGUUGAUAUAACCAAGAAUUGUUUGAUUGGUCGAUGUUGGAUUCCAACCACAGAUUUGGGGCGAGUACAAGAAGUAUUGGAUAAUUGUUCGGAGAAAUUGGCAACCUCGGUGCCUUGUUUCAUGUCCAAACUCACAACUACUGAGACGCCCCCAACUUUCCAUCGCACCAAUCGAUUUACGUACGGCUUUCAAGCGCUUAUUUCGGCUUAUGGUGAUUCCACUUACAGGGAAUUAAAUCCAGGCCUCUACACGAUAAUAACUUUCCCGUUUCUCUUCUCAUUGAUGUUUGGCGACAUGGGUCACGGGACGAUCAUGCUGGUAGCUGCUGUUUGGAUGCUUAUAAAUGAAAAAAAAUUCAUGGCAGAAAGGUCUGACAGCGAGAUAUGGAAUAUCUUUUUUGGCGGUCGAUACAUAAUGCUGCUGAUGAGUUGUUUCAGCAUUUACGCUGGUUUUGUAUAUAAUGACUGUUUCUCAAAAUCCUUCACAUUAUUUCAUUCCGGUUGGACAGUUAAACAGUCUCUGGCCGAAUUGUCUCAACAAGAGUCUUUUCUUUUGGAACCCAGAGACCACACUCACGCUUACGUCUUUGGAAAGGAUCCAUUUUGGGAAUUGGCGAAGAACAAGAUCCUGUUCGAAAACUCGCUAAAAAUGAAACUCUCUAUAAUUAUUGGAGUUACCCAUAUGAUAUUUGGCUUGACUAUGAGUUUAUUUAAUUUUGUGUUUUUCAAACAGUAUAGAUAUAAGAUUUAUCUGCAAUUUAUACCUCAAAUACUGUUUUUGCUGUGCAUAUUCUUUUGGCUGGUCAUUUUAAUCUUUUUUAAAUGGUUCAAAUAUGGCGGUGCAUCUCCGUCCAGUCCAAAGGAAUCGCAAGGCUGUGCUCCGUUGGUUCUAAUCCUAUUCAUCGACAUGGUCCUGAUGUCAACGUCCGAGCCCGUGGCGCGGGAGUGCGACGCCUAUAUGUUCAAUGGACAGCAAACCGUACAGCAAGCCCUGUUGGGUGUGGCCGUCAUCUCUGUACCUAUCAUGUUGUUCGGCCCGCCUUGCUUUGCUGCGCAAGUUGCAAAAAAGAAAAAAAAGGCUUUAAUGAAAAAAAUACCUAAUGAAGAGGACGAUCCAGUGGCAUAUGCGGCGUGGAAGCAUGAAAUGGACCACGCGUCUGAGACUUUUGGUGAUCUCAUGAUCCAUCAGGGCGUGGAAACCAUCGAGUUCGUUCUUAGCACGAUCUCGCACACUGCAUCGUACCUGCGGCUGUGGGCGCUGUCGUUAGCACACGCACAAUUAUCGGAAAUGCUUUGGGUUAUGAUCUUCUCAAAAAUGGCUCUUUCUGAUCAUACCAUAGUGGGAGCAUUUAAAAUUGUAGUAGUUUUUAUAAUUUGGGGGACGUUUACAAUCAACAUUCUUGUGCUAAUGGAGGGUCUGUCUGCUUUCCUACACACGCUGCGUUUGCAUUGGGUGGAGUUUAUGAGCAAGUUUUUCAUGGGCACUGGUAUUAUGUUCAAACCGUUUUCCUUUGAAGCAUUAUUUUCAGAUGCUGUUAAGGAUAAAACGGAAGUAUGCCCUGCUCCCAAGACGUUUGAAUAUUAGGUGUAGUU
Cydia strobilella is the source of this 2595-nucleotide messenger RNA. RefSeq names its product V-type proton ATPase 116 kDa subunit a 1-like. The record is from RefSeq and is a predicted model, not a curated record. NCBI's taxonomy places the organism in Eukaryota, Metazoa, Arthropoda, Insecta, Lepidoptera, Tortricidae. The transcript has 15 exons. Gene Ontology annotation, cellular component: plasma membrane; vacuolar proton-transporting V-type ATPase, V0 domain; vacuolar proton-transporting V-type ATPase complex. Gene Ontology annotation, biological process: proton transmembrane transport; vacuolar acidification. Gene Ontology annotation, molecular function: ATPase binding; proton-transporting ATPase activity, rotational mechanism. Bases 44 to 2587 code for a protein of 847 amino acids.